AUGUCUUCGAAGUCAAAAUCUAAACAACCUUCGCUGAAAUCAAUUUCCGCUACUGAUGGAAAACGAGAAACUGACACUGAAACUGACCAGAGCCAAAAAGAACAUACAACGCUUACGAAUAGAGCGCAGGUUAGAUGCAUGUCAACCUCAAAUCCCAUAAUAGGCGUGGUUGUUUUUCGAGAUCAACAGUCACAGCAAACCAAUGAAUCUGAUUCAGAAGGAUCCUCACAAGCUGAAGGAGAAUCAAAUGAGGACUUAACAUCGUCAGAAGAGGAGUCGAACGAGGCGCUCGAAGAGGAAGAGGAGGAUCAACGAAGCAGAAAGCGAAGACGUGCAGUCACAAAAGAUCCCAAUGCGCCAAAACGACCACGAAAUGCCUUCUUGAUUUAUUGCAAGGAUGAACGAGAGCAGGCUAAAGAAGAAAAUAAAGGCUUUCAGAAUGUUACACGAAUCCUCAGUCAACGGUGGAAAGAUCUUUCGGCUGAAGAGAAAAAGAAAUACUUCGACAAAUAUGAUAAAGAAAAACAGCGUUAUGAAAAAGAAAUGUCCUCAUACGUAGGGACAUCUGCGACCAGUAAUUUUGGUGAUGAUGAUCCUCCAAAUCCUAAUUCUAAUAGUAAGCAGCAACGUCCAGACGCAACAUCCGUAACAUUAGAUACUACAGGAUUGCAUCAGAAACGUAAAUAUCGUAAAUCGCGAGAUAAUCAUAUAGAACAAUUUAAAAAUAAUUCAAUGGUAAAUACUAGUAAUAAUGUUAAUACUGUUCACAAUAACGAUGAUGAUAAAAUAGGAAUAGAUGAGGAAAUAGAGGAAAAUUUGGACGAAAACGACGAAGAGAUGAGUGAAGAAAUUGAUCAAUUAAGGGACGAUAUUGAUGAAAAUCGGAAAAGUGUGGAAGAUGAGGAAUAUGAGAAUAAUGAAGCUGAAGACAAUGCUAUUCUAGAGGAUAAUGGCGGAACGGGAACAGAAACAGAAAAUGAGGAUGUCUACUAG
Messenger RNA from Ambispora leptoticha, 993 nucleotides. NCBI's taxonomy places the organism in Eukaryota, Fungi, Glomeromycota, Glomeromycetes, Archaeosporales, Ambisporaceae. The record is from the annotation of a GenBank genome assembly.